AUGGCUGCCUUGCUGAUGCCCCGCAGGAGCAAAGGGGUGCGCACGCGCCUGGGGUGCCUGUCCCACAAGUCGGACUCCUGCAGCGACUUCACGGCCAUCCUUCCCGACAAGCCCAGCCGCGCUCUCAAGAGACUGUCCACGGAAGAGGCGGCGAGGUGGGCGGACUCGUUCGACGUGCUCCUGGCGCACAAGUAUGGAGUGGCCGCCUUCCGCGCCUUCCUCAAGACGGAGUUCAGCGAGGAGAACCUGGAGUUCUGGCUGGCCUGCGAGGACUUCAAGAAGACGCGGUCGGCGGCCAAGCUGGCCUCCAGGGCCCACAGGAUCUUCGAGGAGUUUGUGGACGUGCAGGCCCCACGGGAGGUGAACAUCGACUUCCAGACCCGCGAGGCCACGAGGAAGAACAUGCAGGAUCCCUCGCUCACCUGCUUCGACCAAGCCCAGGGCAAGGUGCGCAGCCUCAUGGAGAAGGACUCCUACCCCCGGUUCCUGAGGUCCCAGCUGUACUUGGACUUGCUGUCCCAGAGCCAGAGGAGGCUCAGCUAG
This is a messenger RNA of Lepus europaeus (European hare), 543 nucleotides long. RefSeq names its product regulator of G protein signaling 8 (gene RGS8). Bases 1 to 543 code for a protein of 180 amino acids. NCBI's taxonomy places the organism in Eukaryota, Metazoa, Chordata, Mammalia, Lagomorpha, Leporidae. The record is from RefSeq and is a predicted model, not a curated record. The transcript has 5 exons.